Molecule: messenger RNA, 1824 nt
Organism: Humulus lupulus (European hop)
Lineage: Eukaryota; Viridiplantae; Streptophyta; Magnoliopsida; Rosales; Cannabaceae
Product: BTB/POZ domain-containing protein At3g19850
Exons: 4
Coding region: 108-1769 (553 amino acids)
Source: RefSeq, a predicted model, not a curated record
UGACCUUGCCAGAACUUGUCCUCCACUCCAUAUCAGACAAUAUCUCUUCACUUCAUGCUUGUUGGACCAACUUGUAUAUAUCCAUAUUCAAAGGAGCGAAAGAAGCAAUGUCAAGGCUUUGUAAUUUGCAAGUACACAUUAAUGGUCAAGAAACAUUCUUUCUAAACGAGAAAGUCAUAUCUACUUAUUCAGAAAAGUUAAAAAAGAUUGUGAAGCAAGAAAGGAGAAGAACCCAGAUGAAGAAAUUGGAUAUAGAGAUUGAUGAUUUCCCAGGAGGCCCAGAUGGGUUUGAGCUAGUUUCAAGGUUCUGUCACAACAAUGGUGGAAUCAAUAUCACUGUCACAAAUGUCUCUCUUCUGUAUUGCUCAGCUGUCUUUCUUGGAAUGACUGAGAAAAUCUCAAAUUUCAAUCUAUUGCAACAGGCAGAAACCUUUCUGGAUGGAUUGAUUUAUUGGUCAUGGAAAGAAAUAUUGGCAUGCCUAAAUAGCUGUGAGUCAUUAUUUGCAUACGCAGAUUCAUUUGGUCUAUUAGAAAAGCUCAUUUGUGCUCUUUUGUCAAAGAUUAUUGCUCAUAAUUCAGACUUGAACCUCAUCAUCACUACUACCUCAUCCUCAUCUUCAUCCUCUCCUGAUGAAACCUCUUCAGGGUUUAGAUUCUCUUCUUGUUAUUGCAAACCCAGUACCCCAGAAUCAUUCAAGCCAAGUUCAUCAAGCAAAGCAUGGUGGUUUGAUGAUUUGACCAUUUUACCACCUAAGAUCAUUGAAAGAGUUAUCCGGAGUUUAGGGGAGUACAUGAACAAUAACAGCAGCCUAAUCCUUACCAAAUUUCUCCUUCAUUACCUCAAACUUGCCACUCAUAAGAAAGCUUAUAAUAAUAAUAAUUCAUCAAAAGAUGUGCUUGUGAGUCUAGCAGACACAGCUGUUCAUGGGGUGAUGUCAUCUGAUGAAAAUGCUUUCUCUUGUAGAUCACUCUUUUGGGUAUUGAGAAUUCUAUCUGGUUUUGGAAUUAGUAAAGAGAGGAGACUUGGUUUGGAGAGAUUGAUUGGUGCAGUACUUGACAAAGCAACAUUAGAUGACUUAAUGGUUUCAGGCAACAACAGCGGUGCCUAUGAUGUUAACCUUGUGAUAAGAUUGGUUAGAGUAUUUGUCAACUGUGAGGAUGUUACUACACAGAAGUUAAAGAAAGUUGGCAGAUUGGUUGAUAAUUAUUUAAGUGAAAUAUCACCUGAUCAAAGCCUUAAGAUCUCAAAGUUUCUUGGUGUAGCAGAAAGUUUACCACACUCAUCAAGAGACAGUUUUGAUGGAGUUUACAGAGCCAUUGACAUCUAUCUUGAGUCACACCCCACACUCUCAUCAGAGGAAAGGUCAAAACUAUGUAAAUGCUUGAAAUUUGAGAAGCUGAGCCUGGAAGCCUGCAAAGAGCUUGCAAAGAAUCCCAAAAUCCCACCAGAAAUCACAAUUGAUGCUCUUAUCAAACAGCAAUCAAAAAUAGUAUCCACAAACAGUGAGUUUGGAAAUGAUGAUUAUGAUCAUUUGCCGAGUUUGACUGCGAAAAUGGCUUCGCGAAAGGCUUUCUAUGGCGGUUGCAAUAAUAAUAGUGAAAAAUUCACAGAAGAAAAAGAAUUUGUUGAGCAAAACUUGCAAAGAAUGCAAAGAAGGGUUAUAGAGUUGGAGAAAGUUUGUACAGAGAUGAAGGGUCAAAUGUCAAGGAUGGUUAGACACAAUGUCUUUGGCACACCCCAUUCUAAAACCCCACCUAGACUAUGUUGAUUUCUUUAUUUUCUUUUCCCUAUACGGAUAUAUAUAUUUUUAUAUAUAUAUGUAU